Colletotrichum navitas is the source of this 793-nucleotide messenger RNA. RefSeq lists its product as uncharacterized. Lineage: Eukaryota; Fungi; Ascomycota; Sordariomycetes; Glomerellales; Glomerellaceae. Bases 119 to 586 code for a protein of 155 amino acids. The record is from RefSeq and is a predicted model, not a curated record. The transcript has 2 exons.
UUGUCCAUCAAGCAACAUGUGUGUGUGUGUGUGUGUUUUGUAUUGUCUCUAUUCUUAGACGAAGAUUGUCAUCUGUCUUUCUCAUUCUCCGCGCCCGUCGCUGGUUUGGGCGGGGAAUAUGGAGCGAGGAAGGGAUUUACAUGCAGAAAUGGUACUAAAAAAUGCCUCUCUACUCGCUCCAGGAAGCAUCCAAGAAAAAGCGCCGUCGCUCCGGGACUAUGACAGAAAAAUGAUACUCGUCCAACAUUACAAAGCAGAAAGCCUUCCCGAAACCUCGCUCUUGAUGCUUGAAAUUGACAGACUUGUUGGGGCCUUGGGGUCCCCAAAGUUGACCGCGAGAGACUAUGACCACCCCCGUUUCCCGCUCGCACUCCGCUUCCCAAUCGAAACAAAUAAAAUAUCAGGGGAGGAAGUUCUUUUUGUGAAAGACAAUGCGUCCUCCAUGACCCCGCCUUGCUACGCAAUCAUCAUCCAUCCGGCCCAACGGGCAAUCCAUCUGCAUUCCGCUAGGCGUCCUGGCCCAACGGCCAAGUCCUCAUCUAUCCGUCCAUUCGUGUCCACGUGUAAGUCGUCUCAUUCUGCUUAGACGGAUCUCUCGCAGUUCGUAUGUCGGAGACGCACAAUCAUCCAUUAGAGAAGUGUUCAAACCAAAGCAAAGAGAGAUCUUGGCCGCUGAGAUGCAGAAAAUGACGCGGUCGUCGUUGUCUGGCUCCUUGAAAGGGAACAUGCACAACGAUCCUUCUCUAUAAUGUAAAUGAUAUGUGUUUGGGAAAUGUCCACAAGGCAAGGCUCC